AUGCCACCCGUAUAUGAUGAUAAGGAUGGUCAUUAUCUGGUGAGGCUCAAUGAAUCACUCACCCCACAGUAUAAAAUCAUGCGGUUGCUCGGUCAAGGCACUUUUGGUAAAGUAGUCGAAUGCUAUGAUAGAGUACGACGGACAUUUUGCGCCAUCAAGAUUAUCAGAGCUAUACCCAAAUACAGAGAUGCGAGCAAAAUAGAGAUUAGAGUCUUGAAUACACUCAAGAAACAUGACCCACUCAAUUUGAAUAAAUGCAUUCAUCUUGUCGAAUGGUUUGAUUACCAAAAUCAUAUUUGUAUGGUCUUUGAAUUACUUGGUCAAUCCGUAUUUGAUUUUCUCAAGGCAAAUCACUUUAAGCCUUUCCCACAUCAUCAUAUCCAACAGUUAGCAAAGCAAUUACUUACCAGUGUCGCAUUCUUGCAUGAUCUCAAGUUAAUACACACCGAUUUAAAACCAGAAAACAUUCUACUCGUCAACCGAGGUAGCAACACAUUGGAUGAGAAUACAGACAUUCGAUUGAUUGAUUUUGGAUCUGCUACAUUUGAACAAGAAUAUCAUUCUGCCAUUGUCUCUACACGUCAUUACCGUGCACCAGAGAUCAUCAUGGGCUUGGGCUGGUCCUAUCCCUGUGAUAUGUGGUCUAUGGGAUGUAUCUUGAUCGAGUUUUUUAUUGGUGAUGCUCUCUUUCAGACACAUGAUAACCUGGAACACUUGGCCAUGAUGGAAUCUGUCUUGGGACCUAUACCAACUCAUAUGGUAACGAGGGCUAGUAAAGAAGCGCAAAAACUGUUUGAAAAAGAUAGCAAAAAGCUCAAUUACCCUCUAUCCAAAACAUCAAGACAGAGUAAGCGAUUGGUGAGUGGUUUAAAGCCAUUGGAUCAAAUCGUGCCUCCCGUGACAACCUUCAACAAGCAUUUAAAUGAUUUGUUAAAAAGACUACUAGUCUAUGAACCAUCUGCUCGUAUAUCUGCAAGGGAAGCUCUCAGACAUCCUUUCUUUCAAAACCAAUGCAUGGAUUGA
Rhizopus microsporus ATCC 52813 is the source of this 1023-nucleotide messenger RNA. Its product is annotated as kinase-like protein. The record is from RefSeq and is a predicted model, not a curated record. Gene Ontology annotation, cellular component: nucleus. NCBI's taxonomy places the organism in Eukaryota, Fungi, Mucoromycota, Mucoromycetes, Mucorales, Rhizopodaceae. Gene Ontology annotation, molecular function: ATP binding; protein kinase activity. The transcript is spliced from 5 exons. The coding region runs from base 1 to 1023 and encodes 340 amino acids. Gene Ontology annotation, biological process: protein phosphorylation.